Molecule: messenger RNA, 3785 nt
Organism: Anopheles stephensi (Asian malaria mosquito)
Lineage: Eukaryota; Metazoa; Arthropoda; Insecta; Diptera; Culicidae
Gene: TfIIA-L
Product: transcription initiation factor IIA subunit 1
Exons: 8
Coding region: 931-2415 (494 amino acids)
Biological process (GO): transcription by RNA polymerase II; transcription initiation at RNA polymerase II promoter
Cellular component (GO): transcription factor TFIIA complex
Source: RefSeq, a predicted model, not a curated record
UGACACCCCGGUUAACCGGAUUUUUGCACCAUUUCUUGUUCCCGAGAUAGUGCGUGAGGUCGCGUAUUUCGUCUGAAACUGAAAAUUCAGAAAAUACGCAUAGAGUUCGGUCGUGCAUUACUGCUGCAGAGCGCUGAAAAGUUCCUAAGCGCUUCCGUGUACCGUUUGUGCUGCUGAAAGUUUCCCGGGUCCGCAGCAAUGAAGAAUUCCGGAAAACGCGCUUCGCAACGAAAAUCAUAGCUCUCUUGUCUGUGGGGCGGCAUCGCGGAAACGUCACAAGGAAACCCAAACGUGCAACAGCUAUGCGGUGAACUCCAGACGACACGGCUUUGAUCGUACAGUGUGGAGAGCACCACCAGAGCACGGUGAAUUAAAACUGAACGGCGAAUCCAUCCGCUCAUCUCUUCACUCCCUCGCGUGCGUGAUUGUUGUGUGUUCUUAUUUGUAACAAGGUGAUUCAAGCGAAGAAAAAGUGUGUUCGUGUGUGAAAUGACCGGUGCCAAGAACGGUUGCUUGUGAGGAAUUUCGGCAAUACCACCGUCUCACUUUUAUAUCGGUGUCUCGUGUCUGCUCACACAGCGCACUGCAUCAGCAUAUAGCCCUGCCAGAAAGCUCACGGCAAACAUCGUAUGCUUUGUGUGUUGUUAUCACGGCUUCUUACAACAACAAACGGCAUACUCCUACAUCAACCAUCUGCGGUGUGUGGUUCCUUCCGCGCACCGUUUUCGCUGACUGCCAUCGACUUCUUCCUGUGCUGCGGUUAGGUCGCGCUUGGCCAUCGGUAACGGCGAAUCUCUCGGCGGCAGUUCUCAUACCAAAAGAUAUCUUAAAGAUUGUGCAUCAUUUGAGAGAGUGAUAAGGGUGUGCGUGUGUCCGGGCAGUAGGAUUCUCUGUUGCAGAAGUUGCUGUUGGUAAACGAAAACAUCCAGGAUGUCUCUCAGCCAAACGUCGGUGCUCAAAGUAUACACCACCGUCAUUGACGAUGUCAUUGCCGGUGUGCGUGAUGCCUUUCUCGAUGAGGGUGUGGAUGAACAGGUGCUGCAAGAGAUGAAGCAAGUAUGGACUACCAAACUGUUGGCCUGCAAAGCUAUCGAAUCCACCCCCGAAUCACAGGAUCAACAGAACGCUUCUACGGUAUCGAACAAGUCUGCAUCACACGCGAAGACAAAUGGUACGAAGAAAUCCAAAGCCGCCAGCGCAGCCGCUUCCGCUGCUGCCGCAUCCAAUAAUCAGCAGGAGAAUGGAAAGCCAAACAACAACACAAAGGCCAAUCCGGAGCUGAAAAAUGCGAACGUACCAUCCUUAGUUCCUACCGGAAAUGCACAGCCAACGGGUGCUGCGAAUCAAAACAGCGCGGGCAGUACGACCACCGUUUCCAACAGUACGACAUCCUCGACACCGCAGCAGCAGCAGCAACAGCAAAACGCUUCGCCGGCUGCCGUCGUUUCUGCUCUCGAUCCGGACAAGCAGGUCGCUAUCCAGAUAACGCUACCAGCACAGCCGAACGUGCCCAAUAGCCAGCCGAGAGUGCUCACGAUUCAGGUGCCUGCUUCGGCGCUGCAAGAAAAUCAACUGCAUCAAGUGCUGACCAGUCCGAUAAUUUCCUCCAUCAUGCCACUCCCACCGCACAUUGCAUCGAACGUGUUGCAGCAGCAUGUGAAUAAUUAUUUGCAGAAUCUUAAUCUAAAUACAGUACCGAUACAGAAGCAACUGGACGGAGCCUGUGACGACGAUGUAUUGAUGGACGGAGAAGCAGAGGUGGACGUUGCUGCCAUAAACUACCAACUUGUGGAACUACCGCCCAGGGAACACCUGGAUCGGUAUCGGCUCGAUCGGCAGCUGAUAACUGCACUUGUAGCAGCUGGUACAAAAUCUGCCACCUCGAAGGAUGAUACCAAACCGACCGCUUCAAGCAGUAGUAGUAGUAGCAGUGGUGGCAUUAAUGGAUCGCGGUCAAAGUCAACAGCGAUUGCUAGAACGUCGCGCCGUCGACCUUUGAAAGCGCUCCGUAAGCUGCGAGGGCUGGAUGGGGUAGAGAAAGAAGAAGCUGGGGCCGCUUCGUUCCAUAUCUGCAGCAGCCUUCAGUUGGACGGUGCCGUAGACACCUCCGACGAAGAAGGAAGUGACAUCAGUGACGACAACAUUGUCGACGACGACGACGAAGACUUGGAUAAGGAGGAAGAGGAUGAUUUGGAAGCAGAAGGUGGUGCCGAGGAGGAACCGCUUAAUAGCGAAGACGAUGUAACAGACGAAGAUGCGUCCGACCUGUUCGAUACGGAUAAUGUCGUCGUUUGUCAGUACGAUAAGAUCACGCGAUCGCGUAACAAGUGGAAGUUUUAUCUAAAGGACGGCAUCAUGCAUAUAGGCGGCAAAGAUUAUGUGUUUCAAAAAUCGAACGGUGAUGCAGAAUGGUAAGCGCACGCAUACUAAACAAAACAAAAAUAAAAUUAAGGGAAAAGGGGCGAAAUUGUGCCUAGCAGUUGGAUCUAUCCGGUAAUCCUUCGAGAAGUGUAGGGAGUGUUGAUGAUGGUAGAUAGAAAAAGAAAACGACAAUGAUGGGAAGAAACGGCGUUGUCAUGGCGAUGCUGGAAAUGUCGUUGCAUAAUCCAGCACCAGAAUUGUAGAAUUAUCAACGAGUUUUUAGACUAAUUACCAAGUAAAUUGUGCUCGAUGUGGGGGGUUAAAAGAGACGAAAGGAUGAAAUCAGUAAAUGCUUUUGAAACCCGAAUUUCCACUGAUUCGGAUAUCCUUCAUAUCUGUCUACGCUAAUAAACCAAAAUGGGGGUAAAUUCUGACGAAAACUGCGACGAUGAUUUCAUCACACGACACUCAACCACAUCUUCUUCAAACUUGUUUCCAGUACCUUCUGUACUAAGUUUGAUCAGUCACUCGUUUGGAAACGGACAUCGGCUCAAAGGACGGUGCAAAGCAAGUUCUUCUAGACUUUUUCUUUUAAAAUCUUCUCGCAUUUAAUUGACCAAGCUUUGACGUUGAAAACUACAUUUGUUGCAACCGUGCCGAAGCGGUAACACCACACAAGUACCAAAAUCGCUGUUCGAUAAUUACGUUCUCUUUGUCGGUAAAUUUUGUUCAAGUCGUCUGAACUGAACCUAGGUGAAAGCCGGCUGAACAAACGGUGAAGCCCAUUGGAAUCGAUGUGGUUGUAUAUUAUCUAAAUAAAUAAAAUAAAAAAACAUCGCUCGCUAGAAGAGCAUUUCGAGCAACAACACUAAACCUAAAUUUUGUUUUUGUUUACGCUGAUUUGUUCUCUGCGAACUCCGUAUCCUAUUUUGUGAGACUUUAAACUUGAACCGUAAAACAACACUCACCUUAUCCAUAAGAAUCAUGUAAUAAUACAAAAGGCGAAACAGGCAGAUCGUCGAAAUUAUUAUGGAACAACAACGUAGAAAACAAACUAAUUUUAACGCGUGCUGGUACUGCAUCAAUCAAAGAACAAUUCAGGGUAGUUUUCAUUUUGUUAUCGAUAUGUUUUUAAACCUUGCUUCCCUCUCGAUGUUUUCGCCUGUUCAAUACCCGUUUGCACACCUUUUGUAGAGUUAUAUCUUAUCGACCUGCCCUUUCGUUUCUAUUCUUUUGCGUUUCCGGCACGUGGUGCAAAAUUUGUCCGAUAGAAGUGUAGAGUUAUGUUUAAGAACAAGGUGAACCUAGCGUACGUAAGACUAUCUGUAGACUUGUGGUGGAAAUGCUUGUUUUUAUUGUAAUGGAAUAAGUUGACAAGUGGUACGUAGUGCAAAAUAAAAAUGACAAAAACUAGUUCAGCCAAA